Molecule: messenger RNA, 2202 nt
Organism: Annulohypoxylon maeteangense
Lineage: Eukaryota; Fungi; Ascomycota; Sordariomycetes; Xylariales; Hypoxylaceae
Product: glycoside hydrolase family 128 protein
Exons: 1
Coding region: 682-1905 (407 amino acids)
Biological process (GO): fungal-type cell wall polysaccharide metabolic process
Cellular component (GO): fungal-type cell wall
Source: RefSeq, a predicted model, not a curated record
ACAACUUCUUCAGUAAGCGACAUAAAACGCUGGGCGUGAAUAAAUUCUUCCCACCUUUUUUCUUUCGUUCACUCCUUUCAACCCACAGUACCGUAUUUCUCUCCUUUUCCAACCGAGAAUUACUCCUCCCAUUCUCGCCCCCACACAUUCAUUUCUUGUUGUACAUUUCCACAUAAGGUCGCCAGCUUCGACCCAUUCAUUAACCUCACCUCGUUCUUUGUGGUUGACAUCGAUUUAAGAAGACGACGUCCUUAGUCAGUCAACUUCGUUUGUGUCCAUUGUCCUUCCGUCACACGUCACACGCACACUCACGCGACCUAACCACAACUAACACGCAUUGUCCAAGGGUGCAAUAUCAAUCCUCAUCAAACUCGCAUCAUUCCUUCUGCGUCUUUGAUAGACUGCACGACCUGGUUCCCGUCCGUCUCAUCAUCAGUAUCACAACUGCGCAGAGCGUACUACACCCCGUCGACAAAUUCAUUCAUUUCUCUGACACGAUACUUUCGUUCGUCGUCUUACCCUCCUUUGACUGGACUGCUGGCACCUUAACACUCCUUCAACGGAAUUGUAACAUCAACAUAGAAUAAGGGAACAUACCAAGUACCUACUGUACCAAAUCUAUCUCACCAAGAACAUAGAAUUUUAGAUCAUCCAACAUCCCCCAAGGAAAAACUUUUCAAGAUGCUUUCCAAGGCCACCAUUCUUGCGCUUUGCGCCGCCGCCUCAGUGAAGGAAGUCGCCGCUGGCCCCUUUCACCGCCACAUUCAUCCAAAGAGAGAGAUCGUGUGGGCCGAAACUGACACUGUUGUUGUCACUGAUUAUGUGACGAUGACUGUUACUGCGGGUGAGGAAGGACCCACCGCCGAGGCCGUCCCGACUUCCUCAUCGGCCGAGGUUGAGGCCGCAUCCGAGCCCACUACUUCCCUCGCUAGCCCUACCACAUUGCCAACGACAAGCCCUGCGGCUGCUGUGCCUACCUCGGCCCCCACCACCAUCGUUACCGUGGUCAAGUCUUCCUCUUCAUCUGCCGUCGAGACCCCUACCACCAGCUCUGUUGCUGUGGCCUCGCCCGUCGUGCACGAUACCCCCACGACCACUGCUCAAGCUUCAGUUGCGGCAGUUGCCAGCACUACGUCAUCUGCUGCUGCAGCCGAGUCAUCGGUUACUACCUCUUCGACAUCUAGCUCUUCCACGGGUAAGCGAGGUGCUGCGUACAAUGAUGCCAGCCUUGUUAGCACCGUCUUAGGCUUGGGUGGCAAGCUCUCGUGGGCAUACAACUGGACCCCUGACCCCAACGGCCUCAAGGAUAGCGUUAUGUACUACCCUAUGCUUUGGUCCACCGGAUCCGACCACUCUACUGGUUGGGAUACCAAGGCCGAGGCCGCUAUUGCUCGAGGAUCCACUGCCUUCCUCAGCUUCAACGAACCUGACAUUAGCAGCCAAGCUAACAUGUCGCCUGCGGAUGCCGCUGCCGGACACAAACAGUACUUCGCCAAAUACGCUGGUAAGGUCAAGAUCAGUUCCCCUGCUAUUUCUAGCAGCGAGAGCUCCGGCCAGGGUAUCGACUGGCUCAACCAAUUCUUCACCGCUUGCAACGGCGAAUGCCAGGUCGACUUCUGUGCCGCACAUUGGUACGGACCUGGUGGCACGGACGGUGCUACCCUAUUCUUGAACCACAUUACGAAGGUGCAUGAGGCUUGCGAGAACAAGAACGUCUGGGUUACCGAGUUCGCAGCACAGAGCGGCGAUGUAAACACCUUCAUGAAGACCGUCGUUGACAAGUUGGAGAGCGACGACUACAGCUUCGUCGAGAAAUACUCGUACUUCUGGCUCAGCGAAGGCAGCCUCAUGAACUCGACUUCGACACUGAGUGACUUCGGCGAGAUCUUCGCCGGCACUGCGUAAAUAAAUUACUCAUUUUGAGUAGCACUACUUCUAUUCUAACACAACUUCUUGUUCCAUGAUUUUUAGGGGGGAGGGCUUCUGCAUCGCGAUGGAUUACCAAAAAUCGGAACUUUACUUCUUUGUACAUACUUCGGCUCAUAUCGAGUCUCCGGUAGAUAUCUGGUUGUAUGGGGUCACCCCCGCCAGGAUCUAGUCUGGUUUACAUGGAGGAUGGGAAUCUCAGGAAUCAGGGUAGGAUUCAUGAAGAUACGGGGACACAACGAAAUCAAUGAAAAUUGAAGCUUUUAGUCAAACUAA